This is a messenger RNA of Colletotrichum orchidophilum, 2169 nucleotides long. RefSeq lists its product as uncharacterized. Gene Ontology annotation, molecular function: protein kinase activity; ATP binding. The transcript has 5 exons. Gene Ontology annotation, biological process: protein phosphorylation. Lineage: Eukaryota; Fungi; Ascomycota; Sordariomycetes; Glomerellales; Glomerellaceae. The record is from RefSeq and is a predicted model, not a curated record. The coding region runs from base 1 to 2169 and encodes 722 amino acids.
AUGUCGCUGAUCCCAUACCAACCGCGUGAGGGUCGCGAAAUCGUCCUCCGGCACCGCAACGCUAUAGUAGUUCGUGACCGUUCCUCCCAGAGACUCGAAAUCCGUGGCCUGUCCGAGUGCCCGACGUGCCGUCAGCCCUUGCGAUCAAGCUCCCCGGAACGUCAGUUCGAUAGCGCUCGCCAUCAUGACUCCUUUGUCGACCCGAAUUACUUUCGCAUGCUCCGAGCCGGCGGCCACGACUCUCGUGCCGACCACCAUCCCCCGCCAAGCCCCAUUCGUCGCAUUGUGCAACCAAGCUUACCCCACCCGCAAGCUGCUGUAAUAGAGGAAGCCGAGGAUGCAGAGUUCAUUUCGAGUACACCUUCGGUCCAUGAGGGCAGCCGCAUUCGCCGCGAGGCUUUUAGUCCUAAUUAUUUCAAAACCUUCUUCGUCGAGGAGAAGGAACUCGGGCGUGGAGGUAAAGGCGUGGUGCUGCUCGUCCAUCACGAAAUUGAUGGUUGUCAACUUGGCCACUUUGCGUGUAAGCGCGUGCCUGUAGGAGAUGAUCACGCGUGGUUGGAAAAAGUUCUCAUUGAAGUCGAGUUGCUCGCUAAGCUCUCUCACCCAAAUUUGGUCUCUUACCGUCAUGUCUGGCUCGAGGACGUCAAAUUGACUCGGUUCGGCCCCAGCGUGGCAUGCGCUUUCAUUCUGCAGCAAUACUGUAAUGGCGGCGACCUGCUCAACUAUAUCAUCGGGGACCAACCCAAGGAAACGACCAAGGAGCAGCUCAAGGCCCAGAUGCGCCGAAAAUCGAAAGGUCAGCUUGAACUGCCCCGGGACCAGUUCGCCUCGCAAAGAUUGUUAUCUUUUGAGGAGAUUUACUCGCUCUUCAAAGACAUCACCUCUGGACUGGCAUACCUUCAUGCUGCCAAUUACAUCCAUCGCGACUUGAAGCCGAGCAAUUGUCUGCUACAUCGAGAAGGCAGCGGGAUCAUCUGCCUGAUCAGCGACUUCGGCGAGGUUCAAUCCGAGAACAUGGUCCGCAAGUCCACUGGAUCAACUGGAACCAUCUCCUAUUGCGCUCCAGAGGUAUUGAGGAAAGACUCGACCGGGCGCUAUGGUAAUUUUACUACAAAAUCCGACAUCUUCUCCCUCGGCAUGAUUCUCUACUUUAUGUGCUUCGGCCGUUUGCCAUACCGAAGUGCCAACACUAUCAACGAGGAGCUUGAAGACAUUGACGAGUUGCGCGCAGAGAUUACAGACUGGCAGGGAUUCCAAGAUGAACGCAGAGAACGCCCGGAUCUUCCGUCAAAGCUGUACCACCUUCUCAAGAAGCUUCUUGCCCUAGAUCCGUCGCAGCGUCCUAGCGCGAGUGAAGUUUUAUCAGCCAUGAAGACGGAGUCGACCAUGGAAGGCGUCACUCGAGGUAGGAGCUCAAGUCCAUCCAUUGGCAUCAACGGACGCCGGAUACAGAGCCUAGACUCUCCGAUCCCCCCAAGCACCCCUGUGCCAGAUCCCCAAAAGCAGGCGAGAUUCUCCUCGUCCCAGGAAGGGUACAACAUCCCUAGCAGGGCAGCAGACAACGGCUCUCCCAGCUCGGACACGCCGGCAGGCCUACGGAGACAGUCGGACUCAAGCUCCCCGAGGCUGCGGCCGCAAGCCCAGGUAAUGGUGGCUCAACGCAGCCAAGACAGCUUCAUUCGCACGACGCCUGAGCGAGAUGAGAGUGUAGACUCCCUGAAAGACGAGCCUCUGAAUUCACCCCCACUCCUGAUGCCACCUCCUGCUACACCCUUGGAAGCCUUGCGUCAUAGACUUAUGAUCAGCCGGCUGCGAGCAAGCCAGCUUAUGCGCUACAAUGCCGGACCUCUGUUAGCGGUUGUGCGACUCGGCUUCUUUCUGAGCAAAAUGCUCAGCCUGACACGUCCGUGCUGGCCGUACGUAGUCAACCCAAAUAUUGGGACGCCAUUGGUGAUUCUAGCUGCUCUUGAUCUUGGCCUCGCCAGCGCUGGCACGCGACCGAUCUCACCAUAUGAGCGGGAAACCGGGAGACGUCUGUCGAACGGCCUGCCUUGGGCCUGGGGCUUACGGGGAAGCGUGGUCCUCGCGAUCCUCCACCUUAUUGUUCUCUGGGUCGGAGGUCGCUUGAAUUCUCUAUGUACGACUGGGCAUGGCACUUGGCAUCUUUAA